Molecule: messenger RNA, 1169 nt
Organism: Diachasma alloeum
Lineage: Eukaryota; Metazoa; Arthropoda; Insecta; Hymenoptera; Braconidae
Exons: 2
Coding region: 498-1055 (185 amino acids)
Source: RefSeq, a predicted model, not a curated record
AUUCACUCUUGCCUGAUUAACUGGUGCAUUUCAUCAGUACAUCAGCACGCACUGACACUUGCAGCAUUCCUCUGUCAUCUGUCAAGUGAAUUAAAUCAUAAAAAAACAGAUAAAUCCUCGGAUCGAGUUUUGCUCAUGUGUGAUACAGUGGAAGAAGUGGUUCAUCGUGUGAAUUUGAGGAGAAGCAGGCUCAAAUAUUCUUGAUAGUAAUCCAUCGCGCAUAUUGAGGAGCAAAAUCAAUGAAAAAAAUCAGUAAUAAUAAGGUGGAAUACAACGUGAUUUAACACGUAAUGACUUAUUAUUGAAGUGGAUGUUGUUUCGUGAUUGGUUGUUUACUCUUGGAUUUAUUAAAACACCUACAUAAAGUAUCGAGACAUCCGGGAAGUGACCCUAGUGACCCAAGUCACUAGUCGUUUACAACAGGAAUUAUUCAACUCCGGUGUUAUCUUUUUUUUUAUACACGUCGCCGGCUGCUCAGCUGAUAAACACCCAGUGCGAUGGAACAGUUUAUUUUUAUUGAUCGAGAGACUGGGGAAAGUCUCUUUUCACAUGUCCAUGAUGAUAUUGAUUUAAUUAGAGGGGAAAUUAGACAUUCAAUUAAUGAUGCGGAAACUGGAGAACCAGAAAUUGGUAUCGGAGGGAGGAGUAUGCGGAGGAGAGUUCCCUUUCAGAUCCCGAGGAAGAUCAAGGAGGAAUUAUCAUCAAAAGAAAAUGCCAAGAAUAAAAAACAAGGCCUCGUGGAUCCUCCACCAGAAGGUACAUCGUUCGCGCAGACAAAUCCCAUUUUCCUCUUUCUCCCCGUAAUAUUCUACUGCAGAUGGUUUGCACUUGGCCUUGUGGUCUUCGAAAUGUUAUUCCAUCGAUGGACACACCACAAGAAUAAGACACUGAAAGAUUGUGAUGUGGAAUUUCGAUCGCCUUUUUAUGGAAUUACCUCUGAGUUUUGUGCACUGUGUCAGUAUGAGACUCGAAUGAAUAAAGUCGGUAAGAUGCAGCAGAUAAGGAUGUAUAAAUUUUUGAAACAGUGUAAUUAUAUGAAGAGAGCUGUGACAUGAAUUAAAUAAUUAUUAUAAUUUUUUUAUUGUUGAUUUCAUGCGAUACCUGCAUUGACGCUAGUGAUAGAUAAUUUUGUGCAGAGUCAAGAAAAUAAAGAGGAUAUUUAAUGAAAA